This is a messenger RNA of Alligator sinensis (Chinese alligator), 3592 nucleotides long. It is a transcript of the gene ADORA2B, whose product is annotated as adenosine A2b receptor. Gene Ontology annotation, molecular function: G protein-coupled adenosine receptor activity. Lineage: Eukaryota; Metazoa; Chordata; Crocodylia; Alligatoridae. Gene Ontology annotation, cellular component: membrane. Bases 56 to 1063 code for a protein of 335 amino acids. The transcript has 2 exons. Gene Ontology annotation, biological process: adenylate cyclase-activating G protein-coupled receptor signaling pathway; G protein-coupled adenosine receptor signaling pathway; vasodilation. The record is from RefSeq and is a predicted model, not a curated record.
CUUGCUGCCAGGCUGCGGCCCCGGGGAGGCGCCCGCCGCGCCCCAGCGCCUCGCCAUGAACAGCCCGUACAUCGCGCUGGAGCUGCUCAUCGCCCUGCUGUCCAUCGCGGGCAACGUGCUGGUGUGCUGGGCCGUGGCCACCAACCGCACGCUGAAGACGGCCACCAACUACUUCCUGGUGUCGCUGGCCGUGGCCGACAUCGGCGUGGGCGCGCUGGCCAUCCCCUUCGCCAUCACCAUCAGCAUCGGCUUCCACGCCGACUUCCACAGCUGCCUCUUCCUGGCCUGCUUCGUGCUGGUGCUGACCCAGAGCUCCAUCUUCAGCCUGCUGGCCGUGGCCGUGGACAGGUACCUGGCCAUCGGGAUCCCGCUCAGGUACAAGUGCCUGGUGACGGGGAAGCGGGCGCGAGGCAUCAUCGCCGUGCUCUGGCUCCUGUCGUUCGCCAUCGGGCUGAUCCCGCUGAUGGGCUGGAACAGCGCCAUGGGCGGCUGCCCCAACACGACCAACGCGUCGGCGGCAGUCGAGGAGAGCCGCAAGCCCUGCGUGGUCUUGUGCCUGUUUGAGAACGUGGUCACCAUGAGCUACAUGGUCUACUUCAACUUCUUCGGCUGCGUGCUGCUCCCUCUUGCCAUCAUGCUGGGCAUCUACAUCAAGAUCUUCAUGGUGGCCUGCAAGCAGCUGCGGCAGAUGGAGCUGAUGGGCCACUCCCGGGCCACCCUGCAGCGGGAAGUGCACGCGGCCAAGUCGCUGGCCAUCAUCAUGGGGCUCUUUGCCUUCUGUUGGCUGCCCCUGCACAUCCUGAACUGCCUCACCUACUUCCUCAAGGGCUUCAGCCACAGCAAGCCCCAGUGGGUCAUGUACAUAGCCAUCAUCCUGUCGCACACCAACUCCGUCGUCAACCCCGUCAUCUAUGCCUACCGCAUCCAGGACUUCCGCUGCACCUUCCGCAAGAUCCUCUCCCAGGUGCUGUGCAAGGCGGACAGUGGCCCCAAGUGCCCAAACGGCCACAGCCAGCACCUGACGGUCAGCAGCAUCAUCAGUGCCACCCCCACGUGUGUGUGACUUGACACGUCCCGGGCCUCGACGGCCUGGUCCUGGGAGCAAGGAUGCUUGGCUCCCCGAGAGGAGUCGCGCCAGGAACCGUGUGCAUUUGUACUGGUUUUUACGUGAAUUUUUCUAUGACCACGGUGCCUCGUAGAGGGAGGAUGUGACCGGGGGCUCUGCACGGCUCACCCAGGCGCAUACCUGGGUGCCCGGGGUGCGGGUGGGCGCUAUCUCCUGCCCAGUCAGAGGUUGGACCUGAACCACCCCCCCAGCGCAAGCUCCCCUCAUUGUGCUGCUCGUCCCCACCCUUAAUUUUAUUUUCCUCCCCCGUCUCCUUCCUGUAACGAUCCCAGUUACUCAGGGCAGUGUGGCCCUGACGGCACGUUAGUCAGACCCUGGUUGGUUUUUUUUCUUCCAUCAAUUGUUUGAUGCAGCUUGUAUUCUCCCAUGGGAAAUCCUCUUCCUGUCGCCCAGUUGCUGGUGUGACCCGAAGCUGUGCGCCAGGCUCGGGAGGAGCAGGCCGUGAGCGGGAGGCCACUCGGGGCAGAGCUGGCCUCGCUCCUGUGGGGACAUCAGAGGAAAGAGGGGCUGGGAUGGCAGGAAGGUGCCGCUGCCUCCACCUCCUCAGCUCCCCCGUUCCCAGCGCGAUAUCCCGCCCUGGCAGUGACUAAUAGGGACGGGGUAGGGCCCCUCUGAAUCUCACCGGGCAAGGCCCUGUGUGCUCAGGCCCUGCAGCCAGCAUGGGGCCAAACCCAGCUGCUGUUCUGAGGCAGCCGGGGGAGUCCAGGCGGUUGCGGACGCCUUUGCCCUUGCGCGCGUUUUUGAUCCGCUGUGUAAGUGGCUCGGACGUUCCCAGCAGGGAGUCAGCAGCCGGAGACGCUGCCGAAGCAGGCACCCCCAGUGCCCGCCUGACCCCGUGCAGCAGGCCCAUGUCACGGCCAGCGCUGUAACUCGGUGUCCAGCUCGUCCCCGGUCACUGCACGCGGUGUGUCUCAUCCAUGUCUGAGCCCUGUUUGGUCUGUGCGUGGCGCAAGCAACUGGAUAAAGGUGGGAAGAACCAGGCCCUUUGCAGCCGUGUCAGCUCCGUGAGGGGUUUGCGUGUUUUUGGACGUCGAGCUCUGGGGUUGAGAAAUGGGCUGUGGGGGUGCUGGUCCCCCAGCAGAGCAGGCGCUGGGGGUUGGGGUCCUGGGCGAAGUGGCAGCAGGUGGCUCUGAGCCUCCCGGGCACUGCAGCACGGCCCUGCCCAGCCAGAAGGCUGAGCUCCGGGGAUGAUCCCGGUUGCGGAGACGGAGCUGAGCACAAGCCGAUCCCACCAGCCUCGCGCCUGCCCCGCAGGGUCCCGACUCGGCUCCCGCCGGCUGGCUGUGCCUUCCGCUGCUGCCGUUUCCCAGGCACGGUCCACAGGGCAAAGGUCUCAUGUCUCCAGCUCCCAGCUUGUCUCUGCUGCAGGAGCUUUGCUCACGGUCUAGCCCCCAUCUGUGACCUUCUAGGCAGGGUUUGGUGCUUUUAUCUGUCUCUCGUGUGUCUGCUCUCACUGGCUGCAUCCUUCGUGUUCAUUGUGAUCUCCAAGCAGCUGCCCUCGCUGCACCUUAAUUUACGAGAUCACGCAACCAAGUGCCACAGCAGAGCCCGGGUCCAAGAGCAAAGGGCUGGGCUUCCCUUUCCCUGUACCUCUUAUGGGCCAUGAGGGCUGGAGAGCACCCUGCCACGGGCUGCUGUGGCCAGUGCCCUGGUGUGGACGUGCUUCUGGGUUCCUUUCUGCUGGUGGCAGAGGUCCAGUGUGGGGCCAGCCCCGAGGCCAUCAAAAGCAAAAUGCAAAUGGGCAGAUUCUGAGCCCUGACGGGGUGCUUAAAAAAACUGUCAAUGUAAGUGAAAAGGGCAGGGGCAGUGCUAGGCACCGCUUCCCACGUGGGGCUGGGCAUGCGCACCCAUCUCCACUUGUUACCAGGUUUGGAGCUACAGGAACGCUGCUAUUUGCAUGCAGAACCCACAGCUGCUGCCACGGGCUGCUGCAGGGGACCCUGCAAGGGGGGUGUUGUGCAAGGGGGACAUGCACACCCGCGACCCCUGCUGUGCCACGGUGGGCCUGGCUUGUUGCACCGCGCGUGGACUGGAGGGUCAGGUCGUUUCUCUUCCCCCACUGGGCAGCGUGGGGCAGAGUGAGCUGGGCCCAGCUCGAAGCGCAAGUGCCCCCAGCUGUCCCGCUGCGGUACCAGAAUCACAACCCAAUCGCUGCGCUCUGGGGUGGACGCUGGGGCCUGGGAAGACAGACAGGGCUCCCUGGCUCUGGCAGCACUGGGCUGUUCCUGACUCCCAGCCCUCCCUCCAGGGCCUCCAGCGGGGUCUCUCCCGGGUGCAGCGAAGCUGGCAGCCCCUCGCAGCUUUGCGCUGCCAGUGCAGCAGGGCUUGGCCGUAGCUGCACCCGCCACGUGCCCUGGGCCUCGCCCUGCAGCGCCUGCUGCUGAGAACCGGGCUGCCAAAGGUCUCCAUGGGGCCCUGCCCUGCUGUGCUUCAAGGGCUGACCCAGCCAUGGCACACAGCACCCAU